AUGGGGAAGAAAACAAAAAAGCUGAAAACCCUGAAUUGGGAAGGCUCCCGCAACAUUGGUGACCUCCUGCAACAGAGGCCUAGACCUAAAAUGGUGGCGCCACCCGACUCUCCCUACACCUUCUCCGAGGAGGUCAUGGAUGCCACUGACAAAAUCCCCCACACAGUGGGUAAUUUAUCCACACCUCUGACAGAGGACUUAACAGCCCCAGCCACGAAAGGGGACAUAAAGGCCCUCAUGAAUAACAUUCAUGCCUUCUAUAAUGCUGACCUUGAUAUUAUCCAAGAAGACAUCACUGUGGUCACGACCCGAGUAAGGGCGACUGAAGAACACCUCUCCACAGUGGCCCAUCAACAAGAAAACAGUAAUGAGCAAAUCCAAAGCCUCCAGGCAGCCCACAGAGCAUUUCAAAUCAAAAUGGACACUCUGGAAAAUACCCAAAGACGCAACAACCUCAAAAUAAGAGGUAUUGCUGAAACAGUCAACGACCACGAGAUGCCACACUUUAUAAGGUGCCUCUUGUUUUCCAGAUGCCGCAACCCUCCGUGA
Pelobates cultripes (western spadefoot toad) is the source of this 549-nucleotide messenger RNA. The record is from the annotation of a GenBank genome assembly. Lineage: Eukaryota; Metazoa; Chordata; Amphibia; Anura; Pelobatidae.